AUAAUGUUCGGACUUGAAUUUAAUCUUCUUGUUUUAGCAGCUCUGGUCGCUGCAUCUCUCCUGGUGCUGCCCUCGGAAGGCACUCCCGUCAUGAAUGACACCGUGGACAGACCAGAAACCGACUACAAGGCUCUGUUCGUGGCAUAUCUGGACAUGGGCACUGCCCUCUUCGGCACCUGGGCACCGGAGGGCGUGAUGGAGGAAUGGAUCAGGAAGAGGCAAGCUUUCUACGAUGCUUAACUACGAUCCUGGCCUUUCCCAAAGAUUAUUGCGUAACUCUCGAAUGCUUCAAUAAAAACUUAAAUAAGAGGAGGUUGAUGGGUUGAGGGUAUAGGAGCUAAGGGGUCAGAGACAACAUUUUAAUUAUGCACGCUUCAGUUUUUGGCCAUAUCAGCCAUCAUUACCAAUGUGUCUGUUAGUGGCCAUUAGACAUUCGCUUGUUAGUUAAGACUAAUACACUAUCUAAAGCACCAUUGAAACUCUUCUUAUGCUUGCAGCAGUUUUAUAAAAUAAAUAUA
Drosophila bipectinata is the source of this 518-nucleotide messenger RNA. RefSeq lists its product as uncharacterized. The record is from RefSeq and is a predicted model, not a curated record. Lineage: Eukaryota; Metazoa; Arthropoda; Insecta; Diptera; Drosophilidae.